AUGCACUCUUCAGUGCAGACGGAUGAAUUUUUCCUCUUGAGAACAUCUGGUUUGACUGUUUUGGACCGGUGGUUAAAGAACAUAUCGGUCAUCCUAUUUCUCAAUAAGCAAGAUCUUCUCGCAGAAAAAGUCAAAUCCGGCAAAUCCAAAAUCGAGACCUAUUUCCCUGCCUAUGCAACCUAUCAAGCCACAGCUGAUGUCCUCGCAGAGUACAGUGAAGAGGAUCCAGAAAUUGUCCGGGCGAAGUUCUUCUUCCGCGAUGAAUUUUUGGUGAGUUAUUCUCUAUCUCGAUCUCUUUUAGCACCUGAACCCUAG
Messenger RNA from Rodentolepis nana, 315 nucleotides. The record is from the annotation of a GenBank genome assembly. Lineage: Eukaryota; Metazoa; Platyhelminthes; Cestoda; Cyclophyllidea; Hymenolepididae.